This is a messenger RNA of Pieris napi, 2193 nucleotides long. It is a transcript of the gene tey, whose product is annotated as protein Teyrha-meyrha. The transcript has 7 exons. Bases 52 to 1116 code for a protein of 354 amino acids. Lineage: Eukaryota; Metazoa; Arthropoda; Insecta; Lepidoptera; Pieridae. The record is from RefSeq and is a predicted model, not a curated record.
CAACAUGAUAUCAAGCAGUUAUAUCUUUUCACGCGAUAACUUUAUUAAUAAAUGAGUAUUCAAUACGCGAUGGAGGGUUUCCUACAUCAUAUGGCGCCGCAGUUCCUGCACCCUGCCUUGCAAAGCUUUGGAUGUGGUGCAUUUCGGCCCAUCGGUGGUGCUUUUCAUCCCCUCUACCCUGGCAAAGCAUUCGCCAGACACCUAGGAGAACAGUACGCACUUGGGCAAAGCGUCGGACAGGCACUCAGGAAUGUUCGUGAUGACACCAACACGCCACCGCUAUAUCGGCACAGCUAUGCCGUACGAGACGACACCAGUUCACCUGGAUCUGCAGCCUCAGCAUCUCCAAGACCCUGCAAGGAUGAUGAGACGACACCUGCUACUCCCUGCUCUGAUUCUCAUGACUUAUUUUCACCGGACGGUGAACGAAAGUCAUCUUGUGGAGUUUGCGGCACCAGGCUUGGUCCAGGAGUUGCUCAGGCCCACUUUUUGCAAGAGCUGCAGCAUCUUUAUAGCUUGACAGCUUUACCUAGGGAUGUGUCUGCACCUCCUACUCACUCGCUUCACCAUCAAGAUGAAGAUGCUCGUUGGGAGACGUAUCAACGAAUCCGUGCAAACCGCCAGCGACGUCUCAAACUGCGUACGCGCAAGCGUCACCAUACAGUCGAAAGUAUGUUGGGCUAUGAUUUAGAAGAUGAGCGGCGAGAGGAAAGACCGCGUGAGACAAGGUCCUACGAUGCUGAAGACGAACCCGUUGACGUUGAGGGUGACUCCCUGGGAUGGCCAGAAGCGGCGAUCAAUAUUGACGAUAAAGAACAACGUGGCGAUAAUGAAAAACUACAUUUGAAUUAUUCCGAGGAUUUAGAAAUAUCGAGUACUAACGAUGCGAUGCAGUCGCCUGAACGAGUGAGUUCUGUACCACGAAUGGAAACUCCAAAACCGUUAUCUCUUGAAUGCACAAAAAUUGAAACAGCCGAGCGACCGGCCGAGGUGACAACUACUGAGUGGGCCAGCGGUGCUCCACCGGAAAACUGGCCGACUCUGACCGAAGCUUACGUGCAUGCUCGUCACAAAUUGGAAGGCGAGAUGCCUUCUUCUACCGAUUCCCGCAACUAAACACUUCACUGGCUCGUUCUCGUGUAUGCAAUUAAUAAUUUCGUAGAUAAUCCGUACUCGUAGCAGAUUAUAGACAUCGCUCAAAUACCUUAUGACAUUAAAUCUAGGGUUAUGAGUAUGAUUUCAGAAAUCAUACUUAUUGCGUAGUCUUGACUCUCUCGAAUUGUUAAAAAUGGAAAACGUUAGAAACAGUAUUCUUAUGUAUGUACACGAGAAUUAAUCCUGGUCAAUUAAAUCUAGCCGCAAUGGAGUAAAAUUAUUUAACUUUCUUUAUUCAUAGCUUAAUGGGGACAUGGAAGUGCCAAUUCAUAGCUUCGAAUAAUAUCGUUUAAGCUGUGAGUAAUAAAUCGUAGCUAUAGCCAAAGAACUCUACGUUUCGCUAUUGCUAAUCUUCUUUGUAUAGUCUCAUUUUUGCUGUAUUAAUAAAACUUACCAGUAAAAACAGGAACCGUAUAUAGGUUUUUAUGCUGUUGUUUGUACGUCAUAUUAGAAAAAAAUUAACUAGAAUUAUAUACUCAAUUACUAAUAGACACUACUUUAGAAAAUAUGUGUAUUUAAAAAUAAUAUCAACACUUACUACAUGUUUAUAGAUAUAAGAUUUCUAAUGGGCUAACGUGUAGAAAAUAUGAUUUGUCUUCCUUUAAAUAUAGCACUCAGAUAAAUUAUGUAGUUUCUUUGUAUAAUAAAAAUUGUACACAACCAAUUAUAAACGGCCCAACUAUGUAAGUAGCGCGAUUUACGAAAAAACUAUAAUUUAUCUGAUUACAAAAAUAUUGUAAAUAUGUAAUGCUUUGUAUGUUUAAAUACCCGUUCGUAUAAUAUGCUAUUUAUUAAUUAGCAGUUAAUCUUAUUCAUAAAAACUAAACCAAGUAGACCAUGUCGUCUGUGAAAUUGUGUUUACGCUAAUCCUCAGUUUUAGUCAGUCGAGACUAGGCGUUGUAACUCCCGUUAUCCCGUAUAUCAAAAACGUUGUGACAUACUUAGCGCCUAGUCUCUGAAUUUUACGUCGCUUAAAGGCCGAUUUACAUUAUCUUAGUGUUUAGGAGAGUGCUUUAGGAUAGUACUUUAGUUGAAACA